Molecule: messenger RNA, 1752 nt
Organism: Camelina sativa (false flax)
Lineage: Eukaryota; Viridiplantae; Streptophyta; Magnoliopsida; Brassicales; Brassicaceae
Source: RefSeq, a predicted model, not a curated record
GGAUCAUCAUCUUUGUGUCUCGGUCUAUUUUUUUAACAUUGAGAUAGGUUAAAUUUUUUUUUAUCAAGGUUUUCAAUUUGGUGAUUGUUGUGUCAUUGGUAUGGUUGGUAAAAUGUUUUUGACAUUGAUUUUGAUACAACUUUUGGUUGAUUAAGAUAGUCAUUGUCAUUCGUAUGAUUUUUGGAUAAAUUUUUUUAACAAUGUCAUUCGUAUGAUGUCUCGCAUUGAUUCGUAUGGUUGUGUUUUUUUUUAGGUUUCUCAUUUGGUAGUUGUAAUGUUUACUUGUAAUAAAUUGGUAGCAUUGUUGUGUAGUUGGUUGUAUUUAAUUUUAGUGUUGUUUGUUCAUAGUUUCUUGUUUAAUUUGGUAGUUGUAAUGUGUACUUGUCAUAAAUUGUGAUUAGACAUUUGUUGUUUGGUCUUUAAGUUUUGAUAGUUAUUGCAAGUAAGGUUUUAAACCAUAAAUCUCUUUCAUUUAUCUUCCCUUUCUCACUUGUAAAUGAUAUUCACUUCUCUUCUAUACUCGCAUCUCUUAUCUUCGCAUUCCUUCUCUUCUAUACCCGCUUCUAAUCUCUGCUUUUCUCUUCUCUUCUCUUCGCAUUGAUCAUCUUCUAUACCCGCUUCUCUUCUCUGCUCUUAUCUUCUCUUCUCCUCGCAUUCCUUCUCUUCCUUAUCCGUUUCUUCCUAUGGAUUCUAAUAAUCCCUUCUUUCAGUCUUCUUCUUACUUCAACUUGCUUAACAGUCAAGAAGAAGGUGGUUUAAAUGAUAACUUUCAUUGGGAAAGUUAUCCACCUUCUGGACAGAGCUCACAACCUUCUCCUCACAGCUCCCAACCUUCUCCUCACAGCUCCCAACCUUCUCCUCACAGCUCGCAAGAAACACCAAAAGAGCGCAAGGAGAGAAAGACAUGGACACCUGCUGAUGAUGAAGUCUUGAUCUCCGCAUGGCUCAACACUUCAAAAGAUCCCAUCGUUGCAAAUCAACAAAAGGGAGGAAGCUUCUGGAGCAGGAUUCAAAAAUACUAUUGUGACACUCCUCACGCUAGAAACGGUGGGGAACAGAUGCUGGUGACACAUUGCAAGCAGCGUUGGCACAAGAUAAAUACUCAGAGGACACGACUAUAGCUAUUCCCAGCCUUCUUCAUCUGAUCUGGCUGAUAAGUACUCAGAGGACACUGCGGAUAGAGAGCUAGAUGCAUUGAUUCGUAUGGAUGAAGCAGAGUCGAGGCAAUACCCACCUCAACCGGAGGUGGAGCAUGGAUUCCCGAAGGAAUGUUAUUGUGGUGCGAAGCCUUUUUUAACCAACUGCUACAACAGAAGGUUCUUCACAUGUCCAAAUGUCGAUGAUGGUGAGAUGCAUAUUCACAAGUGGUGGGAUGUGGCUGUAAUGGAGGAGUUGAGGGACAGUGAUAGACGAUAUGAAGUGAUGGCUGAGAAGGUAGAUUACUUAACCUUGUUCAAUGAUGAGAGUAACGCAACUGAACAGAAACUGGUAAGGUUGGAGAAUGUAGUUAAUGAGAUAUGUAAGGAAAAUAAGUUAAGAAAAUUUACUGAUUUGCUGGUUGUAGGUGUAAUCAUCAUUUUCACAUGUAUUUUGUUCAUGUUGGUGUAAUGAUUUACACGGGUACUUGUUGUUUUCUUAUCAUGUAUGUUGUUUUGUUUUGGUCUCUCACGGGUAUUACAUGUAUUUUGACUACGGACGUGUUGGUCUCUGUCACGGGUACUUGUUGUUGGUGUAAUCAUGUAUGUUCUUUUG